CCCAACAGUAUAUAACUUGGAUGUCUCAGGUGCCUAAGCAACACAAACGUUCAGCCUCUCUCCUGAAAACCAUGAAGUUUACGUGUUUCCUGCUGGUGCUUCUGGUGGCAGUGGCGGUGGUUUCCGGCGAGCCCCACUUUAAAGGCAAAGGGUUCGGCAAGAAGGGAGGUGGAUUCCAUGGAGGUCCCAUACACGUAGUACACCAGCCCGUGUAUUACCCCGUCCACUACGGCGGUUAUGGGGGAGGAUACGGACACGGCGGAGGAUACGGACACGGUGGAGGAUACGGACACGGCGGAGGAUACGGACACAGUGGAGGCUAUGGAUAUGGCGGGGGCUACGGACACGGCGGAGGCUACGGACACUUCGGUGGCUAUGGGCGUUGAGCUCUUAACAAAGAAACACCACUACGACGGGUCUCCUAGCGGCAGUUCAAGAUAGUGGCCAAAUCAUUAGUCAUUUUCGCCUAUGACUAUUAAUACACUGGACAAUCACACACACACACACACACACACACACACACACACACACACACACACACACACACACACACACACACACACACACGUUAUAUAUUUUAAAUUAUUGAUACAAAAUAAAGCGCUAUACAAUAAAUGAUGCAUUUUAUAAUACACCUUUCCUCAUCGAAGUCUGGUGAAACAAAAUCGGGUUAAGAGAAACAAUCCAAGAUGCAUGAGCUUUUCUUAUCAGGUGAGGAUCACACGGAUAUUCGCUGUUUGUACACACACUCCUCUAAAACAACAUCAACCACAAUAACCCUCGCUCCAUUGCUGUAUUGAAGGCAGCCAGAACUAACAAGAUGCGGGUAAUCAACGGAAGAAAUAUGUCCGCGUUAUAAACAACUUUGUACAUUAAGUUCAACAACGGUUUCGACUGAAUGGUGGACAUCUGGAGCGAGCCCUUUACGUUUCCUCUUCCUUUUCUCAUAUUUAAGUCAAAAUGGUUGUAAAUCCUAAAAUAUUAUUUUACCUUUCAAUAAAUGUGAUCAUCAU
Molecule: messenger RNA, 1013 nt
Organism: Portunus trituberculatus (swimming crab)
Lineage: Eukaryota; Metazoa; Arthropoda; Malacostraca; Decapoda; Portunidae
Product: cold and drought-regulated protein CORA-like
Exons: 2
Coding region: 21-386 (121 amino acids)
Source: RefSeq, a predicted model, not a curated record